GAGGUACUCGAGUCGGUGUUUACCUGAGUCAUUUGGCACAAACUUUGUCGGGGAUUUGCCUUAAACCUGAGUCCCCAAAUCGAAAUACGCUAAGUAGUUGCGCGGGCGCUACGACGCAGGCAAAUGAGGUUGGGUUUGAUUGUUUCGAACCGUAUACCGCGUGGCUUUCUCAGAUGAUCAGAUCCGUCGUGGCUGAACUGAGCGCUGCCGAACUAAGAGCGUGGACGGGCUUGCCGUGGGUUUUCACUCCCCCGGUACAGGUGCGGCAACGGCGUCGUCUUCCCGGGUGUUCAGGUUAGUUACCUCCAUGUUCCGUGCACGUCGUCCUCAAAAUUUGGUCAGUUAAUGCGCGCGUGGAAAUGGCGAUCGCCUGAAGAAUGGAAGAGAAAAAUGGAGGUCCGAAAACUUCGGUGGUUCGACGAAAUGCGAUGGCCAGUAGCACCUCUGUAUCUUAUGUUAAGAUCCUGACGUCCAUAAUGAAGAUUUUGGUACGUAUGUAAAUUAAACGUUUGUAGUAAGGGCUGCACGCGGGUUGAUUCUCUCAAACUCUUCAACACGGCAAAAUUUCUGACAUUGGUCGUGGAAGUUUCAGGACUGGAGCAUUGUAAGUGGGGUGUUCUUCCUGCGUCGGUACGGAAGUUGGAACAGACACUUAAGAUGGCGCAGAGCUUUAUCGACAGGCUUUACCAAACGCGUUUCAGAGGCCUUUCUUUCUCAGCACCUGCCGUGACGUCAAGGACAACUGAGGCUCAACUGGUACGAAGUGUCCUCCAGAUGCUACAAGGAUUCUCAAGUCCUCUCUUUUACUGGGAUGAUAGAGCACAUACUUUUCAUGUCAAGAAUGACAUCCACGUUGCACACCUUUCUUUGUCAAGUUUGAGUGACAUACUUAGUCGGUUCAUCCAUGCUGCUAACUGCUUACAACUUGUUGAAGAGUUCGUCAAGCACAUUAGAAUGUAUUCCCAAAUGUAUCCACCUACCAUGAAGGCCUUCACAGAUUCUGUUUUUGAAAGGUUAAAGAAUCUACGGAAGAUUGCUUUAAGCGAGGAGGAGAAAUCAAUUAAGUUAGAUAACGGAACUAAGGCCACACUUUUGGCAUUAGUAGAAAAUUUGAAGUGUAUCUGUGCUGGAGCUGAAUUUCUGCUGCAAAUUGUCAGGGAAGCUGUUCCUUGCCACUAUCUUGAUGCACAAUAUUCUAUGCAUGCUAGUGAAUUGGCAGUCCAUAUUCUCGAUUAUCUUUAUCUGAAGUUGAAUGAAGAUUGUUUGGUGCAAGAUGGCGAGGAUGCAGCAUAUCACACACUGUUGAUUUUGUUCAUCAGCAGUUUACAGCCACUCAUACACGGUCUCGAUGAUUGGCUUUAUGAGGGAAUACUUGAUGACCCAUUUGAAGAGUUAUUUUUCCAUGCAAAUGAUGCUAUAACAAUUGAUGAGGCUAGUUUCUGGCAAAAGGGCUACAGUUUACGUCGAAUGGCGUCUCGUGCUAUUAACAAAGAUGAUACCACUUCCAGUUCCGUGAAACAAUUACUAUUUGGAAAAUCUGGCCUUGCAAAAUCAAGGGCUGAUGCCAAUGACCUUGUCUGUCCUCUUUUUCUGCAAGAGUUAGCCAAGCCAAUUGUGUCAGCUGGGAAGUCACUACAGUUGUUGAGGCAUGUACCUGGGGUGCAUAGUUAUGUCUAUAACAAAGAACAGGAAUUUGAGAACUCAAGUUUCUCUGCUUUGAAAAGUUCUACUACUGGUAAUCUUUCACAAUCUAUCAUGGACAGUCUGGGUACUAAAACGAGAGGUUUUUUGUUGCUGGAAGAUAAUGAACUCACAGACAGUGGUUACCCUGACAAUGAGCCUGCGAGUCAAGUGAAGCAUAUGCUGCAUACCAAGGGUGUUGCAGGUUUGACAUUGUCUGAGUUGUUCUGUAUAUCUUUUGUUGCUUUGGUUGCUGAUAACAUUCACCUAUGUAAGUACUUCAAUCAAGAAUAUCCAUGGUCUCCUGAGAUAGCUAGGAUAUGCAAGUCUUUUAUGGAUGAGGAGAACCUUGAAGAUAAUAGCAUUGACAAGAGGUCAGCUUCAACUUCCAAGGGAAAAAUCUGGUGUAAAUUUUUUAGAGAAACAAUUUUGCAGAAGGAACAUGUUAACAAAGAGGGAGGGAAGGUUUAUAGAGUGCAUGAUCUGUCUGGCGAUGCUACUCUAGGUAGACCCUCGAUUAAGCAUUUAUCACCUCAUAAUCCACAUGUAGGUAUAUGUUCUAGAUUAUUGGAAAAGAACCAUCCUUUGUGGGAGAAAUUAAGUGUAUCCACUUUCUGGUUUCUCCCCCCCUUAAAUGACAAGCCACUGCGAGAGGCUAUUUUUGGUAGGAGCAAUGACCACAUAGCAACAGAUUAUAUUUCUUGCCAUGGGCUUUCCAAGUUGGACCACAACAGCCUUAAAGAUAUAGAAGCGUUAUAUCCUUUUCCAACUGUUCUUCCAUGUUUUCAGGAAGGUCUCCCUGUUAUGGAUUUCUUGCCGUACCAAAAAAACAGCAGUGUUGUUUUAAGAGUGCUCAGCUGGAUCCAACAUUUGGACGUUAAGAUACAGCUACUUCCUGUGGUCAUAGUUCAGGAAUGUCUUACAGUCUACAUAAAGAAGCAGGUUGAUUAUGUAGGUAAGCAGAUUCUGUCAAAGUUGAUGAACAGCUGGAGGCUGCUGGAUGAGCUUGCUGUAUUACGCUCCAUUUACUUGUUAGGUUCAGGGGACCUACUUCAACAGUUCUCAACUGUCCUAUUUGACAAGCUAGAUGAGGGUGAACCAUGGGAUGAUUACUUUGAACUGAAUACAAUGUUACAGGAUUCUAUCAGAAACUCAGCUGAUGGCACGCUUUUAGGUUCCCCAGAUUCCCUAACUGUGACAAUUUCAAAGCAUCAUAACGAAGAUAGUGAUGAAAGCCAGCCUAGCCUGGGUCCAAGUUUGCUUAUUAGCGGCAACCAAUUCUUUGGGAUCAACGCCUUUGACAUGCUUGAAUUUACUUAUAAGGUAUCUUGGCCUUUGGAAGUUAUUGCUAAUCAAGAUGCAAUGAGGAAGUACAAUCAGGUGUUAGCCUUCUUACUGAAGGUGAAACGUGCAAAAUUUGUUCUUGAUAAAACACGCCGAUGGAUGUGGAAGGAUAGGAGCUCUUCAAAUGUCAGUCACAAGCAUCAGUUGUUACCUCAGCAAAAACUUCUACAUUUUGUGGAUGCGUUUCACCAAUAUGUCAUGGACCGAGUUCUUCACAAUGCUUGGCUCGAACUUGGGGAAGGAAUGGGCUCUGCCAGAUCCCUUGAUGAGGUGAUAGAAGUGCAUGAAUCAUAUUUAAUAUCUAUUCAGAGGCAAUGCUUUGUCGCUUCGGAUAAACUGUUGGUGUUAAUUGCUAGCCGUAUCAAGAGCAUUCUGGGAUUGGCCCUCGAUUUCCAUGCCAUACAACGCACUCUUCGUUCUGGUGGUGCUGCACCUGCCAUCAAGGCAAGAUGUGAGAUGGAAGUGGAUCGCAUUGAAAAACAGUUCGAUGAUUGCAUCGCCUUUCUUUUAAAGGUCUUAUCUUCAAAGACAAAUGUUGGUCACUUUCCUCAUUUAGCAGAUCUGGUAACCAGAAUUAACUACAAUUACUUCUAUAUGUCUGAUGAUGGUAGCUUGUUGACGGUGCCUGGUGUUGAAACUACUGCUUCAAGAACAGGGCAGCCAAAAACUUAGCACCCAGAUGUUCUUAAUUUGAAGAUUCACACGUGGUUGUAUGUUGUUUCCUGGGUAGAUGAUGCUUAUCAGUUGAUCGAAAUCAUAGCUGGCACCAUAUAAGAAUAAGUUGGGACUUCUUGCCAAUGGUCAGAAUUGUGUUUGCAGCAAGAGAAUAGAAGUCCCUUUCAUUGCACAAAGCAAUUUGGAUGAAAUUUCGCAUCGUAUGCGGCUGUCUUCCUAGUUGCUAAUUGGGUUAUCGCUCAUCGUCAGAUGUACAAUAUGUGAUAUAUGAUUGGUCGGCGUAAUAUGUGAAUAUGUUGUGAUCCAUUGUAAUUUUUGCUUUCAUUUUGUUUCUCUUGGUAAUUAUAUACGGACAAAAAUGGGGCUUUUGAUUAAUUAUGCAUCGGAUAGGAGGAUUCUUUGAGGCGAUUCUGUACGUUAAUACUAGUUUUGGUCACCUUUGCUGUUGUAGAGGUUGAGGGAUGGUAUGCAAUGACAUGCAUUGCUGCUGAAAUUUGUACAUUCAGGAACCUACAGCGUGUUAAAGACGAAGCCAAUUGAGUUGCAGUGUUAUGGUUACAGUUCAAGUUCCGUUUAUUGAUCUGUGUCAGACACUGGAUAUUUUUCUGGCCUUAUUAUUAGUUUCGUCUUUUCCA
Molecule: messenger RNA, 4334 nt
Organism: Nymphaea colorata (pocket water lily)
Lineage: Eukaryota; Viridiplantae; Streptophyta; Magnoliopsida; Nymphaeales; Nymphaeaceae
Exons: 20
Coding region: 658-3696 (1012 amino acids)
Biological process (GO): cytoplasmic microtubule organization; mitotic cell cycle; microtubule nucleation
Cellular component (GO): spindle pole; centrosome; gamma-tubulin complex
Molecular function (GO): microtubule minus-end binding; gamma-tubulin binding
Source: RefSeq, a predicted model, not a curated record